AUGAGCAAGAUCCUUGCACCAGGUCGUGUUGUUAUCAUUCUCUCAGGAAGAUUCGCUGGUAAAAAAGCUGUUGUUUCUUCAGUUAACCUUCAAGGAACCAAAGACAGAAAAUAUGGAUUUGUUACUGUAGUUGGAGUUGAAAGAGCUCCAUUAAAGAUCACUAGAAAAAUGUCUGCAAAAGUUCAAGAAAUGAGAACUUCAGUUAAGUCAUUCUGCAAGGUUAUUAAUGUUAACCAUGUAAUGCCAACUAAAUACACAGUUAACCUUGAACAAUUCAACCUCAUUAAACAAGUUAAAAUUAGUAAUUUUGAAGCUGGUAAAGUUUAUCCAAUUUCACAAAAGAAGGCUAUUUCUUCUCAAUUUGCUGAAGAAUACAGAAAGGGUAAAGAAUCAUGGUUAUUUACUAAACUUCGUUUCUAA
Entamoeba dispar SAW760 is the source of this 420-nucleotide messenger RNA. Its product is annotated as 60S ribosomal protein L27-A, putative. Gene Ontology annotation, cellular component: ribosome; cytosolic large ribosomal subunit. The coding region runs from base 1 to 420 and encodes 139 amino acids. Gene Ontology annotation, molecular function: structural constituent of ribosome. NCBI's taxonomy places the organism in Eukaryota, Evosea, Mastigamoebida, Endamoebidae. Gene Ontology annotation, biological process: translation. The transcript has a single exon. The record is from RefSeq and is a predicted model, not a curated record.